Messenger RNA from Neofelis nebulosa (Clouded leopard), 5971 nucleotides. RefSeq names its product TBC1 domain family member 4 (gene TBC1D4). The record is from RefSeq and is a predicted model, not a curated record. The transcript has 21 exons. The coding region runs from base 218 to 3637 and encodes 1139 amino acids. Lineage: Eukaryota; Metazoa; Chordata; Mammalia; Carnivora; Felidae.
AAUGGCUCUGAGGAGGCCAGUAUGGCUGCUGCAGAGUGCGAUGGAGUUUAGGAGUAAGGUCCUAGGAAAUGGGGUUAGGAUGACAAGAUGAAAAUCUAGGUUGACUAAAGGUCAUAUGGAGGACAUGUGGCCACAGGGCAUAUUUAAUCUAUACAUUUAUCACAUGCAAAUGGCGAGGGGGCCUUAGGGCACUGUUAGGAUCUUGUCUUUUAAUGAAAUGGGCAGCUUGGAGGAUUUGCAGGUUCCUGACGUUAUAAGCAGCAUAAGGCAGUUAUCGAAAGCUGCCAUGAAAGAGGAUGCCAAAGCCAGCAAAGACAACGAGGACGCCUUUUACAACUCUCAGAAGUUCGAGGUCUUGUACUGCGGAAAGGUGACCGUGACCCACAAGAAGGCCCCGUCGAGCCUCAUCGACGACUGCAUCGAGAAGUUCAGCCUGCACGAGCAGCAGCGCCUGAAGAGCCAGGGCGAGCAGCGCGGCGGCGCGGAGGCGGGCGAUGACCCGGUGGUCUUCGAGGCCGCAGCCUCAGAAGUCCUGGCGGAGGAAGGGGAUGGCCUCCCCAGCAUCCAGCCUGCCUUCGCAGCCGCGGCCGGCCAGCCUGGGCUGCCCAGCUCUCGAGUUGGCUUCCCGGAGCGGAUUUUGGAAGAUUGUGGCUUUGACGAACAGCAGGAGUUCCGGUCUCGGUGCAGCAGUGUCACUGGCGUCUUACAAAGGAAGGUUCAGGAGAACAGCCAAAAACCACAGCCGCGAAGGAGACACGCCAGCGCGCCGAGUCACGUACAGCCCUCGGAUUCGGAGAAGAAUAGGACGAUGCUGUUCCAGGUUGGGCGGUUUGAGAUUAACCUUAUCAGUCCAGACACUAAAUCAGUUGUGCUUGAAAAGAAUUUUAAAGAUAUCUCUUCUUGUUCUCAGGGUAUAAAGCAUGUUGAUCACUUUGGCUUUAUCUGUCGGGAGUCACCGGAGCCUGGGCUGAGCCAGUAUAUCUGUUAUGUGUUCCAGUGUGCCAGUGAAUCCUUGGUGGAUGAGGUAAUGCUGACUCUGAAGCAGGCUUUCAGCACAGCAGCUGCCCUGCAGAGUGCCAAGACCCAGAUCAAGCUGUGCGAGGCCUGCCCCAUGCACUCUCUGCAUAAGCUCUGUGAGAGGGUUGAAGGUCUCUACCCUCCACGAGCCAAGCUGGUAAUACAGAGGCAUCUCUCUUCACUGACAGAUAAUGAGCAAGCAGACAUCUUUGAGCGCGUCCAGAAAAUGAAGCCAGUCAGCGACCAGGAAGAGAAUGAACUUGUGAUUUUACAUUUGAGGCAGCUGUGUGAGGCCAAGCAGAGGACACACAUUCACAUUGGAGAAGGCCCAUCGACAAUUUCAAAUAGUACCAUCCCGGAAAAUGCAACAAGCAGUGGAAGGUUCAAACUUGACAUUCUGAAAAAUAAAGCUAAGAGAUCUUUAACUAGCUCCCUGGAAAAUAUCUUCUCAAGGGGAGCUAACAGAAUGAGAGGCCGGCUUGGAAGUAUGGAUAGCUUUGAACGGUCCAACAGUCUUGCUUCAGAGAAGGACUAUUCACCGGGAGACUCUCCACCAGGGACACCACCAUCCUCCCCACUGUCCUCAGCUUGGCAGACAUUCCCUGAAGAGGAUUCUGACUCCCCACAGUUUCGAAGACGGGCACACACGUUCAGCCACCCACCUUCAAGCACAAAGAGAAAGCUGAAUUUACAGGAUGGGAGAGCUCACGGUGUUCGCUCCCCUCUUCUGAGGCAGAGCUCCAGCGAACAGUGCAGCAUUCUUCCAUCAGUUCGGCGCAUGCCCAAGGAGAGUAAUUCUUCCUCCAGUCUUCCAAGUCUUCACACUUCCUUCUCUGCCCCUUCCUUCACUGCCCCCUCUUUCCUGAAAAGCUUUUACCAGAAUUCAGGUAGACUGUCCCCACAGUAUGAAAAUGAAAUCAGACAGGACACUGCUUCAGAAUCAAGUGAUGGAGAGGGGAGAAAAAGGACCUCGUCUACUUGCAGCAAUGAAUCCCUAAACGCUGGAGGCACUCCCGUCACCCCUCGUCGAAUCUCCUGGAGGCAGCGCAUUUUCCUCAGGGUUGCUUCUCCCAUGAACAAAUCUCCCUCAGCAAUGCAGCAGGAUGGACUGGACAGGAACGAGCUGCUGCCACUGUCCCCUCUUGCUCCAACCAUGGAGGAGGAACCACUGGUUAUAUUCAUGUCUGGUGAAGAUGAUGAUCCAGAGAAGGCUGAAGAAAGAAAGAAGUCAGAAGAACUGAGGAGUUUGUGGAGAAAAGCAAUACAUCAACAAAUCUUGUUGCUUCGAAUGGAGAAAGAAAACCAGAAACUUGAAGCAAGCAGAGAUGAACUCCAGUCCAGAAAAGUUAAACUGGACUAUGAAGAAGUUGGUGUGUGUCAGAAGGAGGUCUUACUAACCUGGGAUAAGAAGUUGUUGAACUGCAGAGCUAAAAUCAGAAGCGAUAUGGAAGACAUUCAUAUUUGUCUUAAAGAAGGUGUUCCCAAAAGUCGACGAGGAGAAAUUUGGCAGUUCCUAGCUUUACAAUACCGUCUCAGGCACAGAUUGCCCAAUAAACAACAGCCUCCUGACGUUUCCUAUAAGGAACUUUUAAAGCAGCUCACUGCUCAGCAGCAUGCCAUUCUUGUGGAUUUGGGAAGGACAUUUCCUACUCACCCUUAUUUUUCAGCACAGCUUGGGGCAGGGCAGCUCUCACUCUUUAACCUCUUGAAAGCCUACUCAUUGCUGGACAAAGAAGUGGGUUACUGUCAGGGGAUCAGCUUUGUGGCUGGAGUCCUGCUUCUGCACAUGAGCGAAGAGCAAGCCUUUGAGAUGCUGAAAUUCCUCAUGUAUGACCAGGGCUUCCGCAAACAGUACAGACCUGACAUGAUGUCGCUGCAGAUUCAAAUGUACCAGUUGUCCAGGCUCCUUCAUGACUAUCACAGAGAUCUCUACAAUCAUCUUGAAGAAAAUGAAAUCAGCCCCAGUCUUUAUGCUGCCCCCUGGUUCCUCACAUUGUUUGCCUCUCAGUUUCCACUAGGAUUUGUAGCCAGAGUUUUUGAUAUUAUUUUUCUUCAGGGAACUGAAGUUAUAUUUAAGGUUGCGCUUAGUCUGCUGAGCAGCCAGGAGACACUUAUAAUGGAAUGUGAGAACUUUGAAAGUAUUGUCGAGUUUCUUAAAACCACGCUACCUGAUAUGAAUACAUCUGAAAUGGAAAAAAUUAUUACCCAGGUUUUUGAGAUGGACAUUUCUAAACAGUUACAUGCAUAUGAGGUGGAAUACCACGUGCUGCAGGAUGAGCUUCAGGAAUCCUCAUACGCCUGUGAGGAUAGUGAACCUUUGGAAAAGCUGGAGAGGGCCAAUAACCAACUGAAAAGACAAAACAUGGACCUCCUAGAAAAGUUGCAGUUAGCCCAUGCUAAAAUCCAGACCUUGGAAUCCAAUCUGGAAAACCUUUUGACCAGAGAGACCAAAAUGAAGUCUUUAAUCCGGACUCUGGAACAAGAGAAAAUGGCUUAUCAAAAGACAGUGGAGCAGAUCCGGAAGCUGCUGCCCACCGAUGCGCUCGCCAAUUGUGAAUUUCUGCUGAGGGACCUCAACUGCAACCCUAACAACAAAGCCAAGACAGGAAACAAGCCAUAACUGAAGAAGUGCCCUCUCAGCAGAACAUGCUCUCAGAACGGAGAGGAAGGGAAGAGUCUGUGUGCUGCUGGCCCAGCGCUGGACACCAGAGCUGACAGAACCACUUGAGUCUGGUGCUGUGCCUGUGUCCUAGCUGGUGGACCUCGGUCUUACUAGAGUACGCCAAUCCUAAGCCAUUGUACAUAUGUAGACUGGUUUUUUCUGUUGUUGUUGUUGACUAUGUACAUAUAUAUAAAAUGGACACAAACAGUUCAUGCUUUCAGAUCAAAAGAGUAGAUGUAUAUUUAGUGAAUUUUUUUAAAUCAGAACUUCAUGAAACCCCCACCAAAGGGAAGUUAAAAUGAAAUUCCCCUUGGACAUAUGUGAAAUCAUUUUGUCUUUGUAGUGAAACAAAGCUUAGAGCAUCUUUGUAUAUUGAAAUAUACUUGAAAAAAAUGAAUGUAUUUUUUUCUCCAAAGAGCAGCAUGUUUCACUCAGUGGUGGAGAGGUAGAAACAUUUGUGUAACUUUAUGUAUAUCUGUCUUAAAAUCUACUGACAUUAUGUAUAUCUGAUUGCCAAUCAUGCUCCUAUGGAUUUUUCAGGAAGGUGGGGGCCUUCCUCCCCUGCCAGCUUUGUGCCAACUAGCAUGUUGUGUCUACAUGCAUUUUGAGUCAGGCGAGGCAUUACUUUGGAUGUGUGUUAAGGAGAAAGCAAGACAUCAUAGUGGAGUCUACCCACCCAGCUCAAGGUGAAAAAGAAUGUUGCUAGUUUUCUAGCAAAUUAGACCAGCAUUAUUACUCAAACUAAAAAUAUCAGGCUUCCAAAAUUUAAUUUAGGACCUAAAUUGUCUAGAUCAACUUUCUACUUUUUUAAUUUAAAUUACUGCUUAUAGUUGUGAAUGGACUCCCUUUUACUUGGUGCCACAAUUGGUGACAAGGAUUUGGCAUUUUCCCACAAAUGGGAACUCCUAAUUUAGUUCUCUCUACCUGCAGUGAAAGAUAUGGAAAUGCGAUUAUAAUUGGUUUUCUAAAGAUAAUAUGCUGUAUUGACACAUUUUUUUUUUUUUAGCAUUUAUUUACUUUUGAGACAGAGAGAGACAGAGCAUGAACGGGGGAGGGUCAGAGAGAGGGAGACACAGAAUCCGAAACAGGCUCCAGGCUCUGAGCUGUCAGCACAGAGCCCGACGCGGGGCUCGAACUCACGGACCGCGAGAUCAUGACCUGAGCCAAAGUCGGCCGCUUAACCGAUUGAGCCACCCAGGAGCCCGUAUAUUGACACAUUUUUUAUUGUUGUUGCCAACGGACAGAAUCUAAUCUCUUGAUCAUCUUUCCCUUGUAUGUGACAGUUUGGGGGAAUUGUGAAAUGUUUGAGAAUAAACUGUUGAAAGCCACUGGAGAGAAGUGACAAGUGGCACCAGGCCCUAAGAUCUACAAUUCUGCAUUUGAACUCCCAGCUUCCUCAGGCUACAGCUUAAUAGAGGACAUUCAUGCAUGUUGGGUAUAUGGAAGCAAAGUAAUUUUCAGAGCACACCUGCAGUUCUCCAUUUGAGAUGAGUCUAUGAUAGUGCCUCUGAAAGUUGAUGCAGCAUUUUUGCCUCUCCAAACAAUAUUUAUCAUCACUGCUUUUUGCAGUACUUAUCACAGGUGGAUUAUCUAGGAUAAUUUUCUUCAGAGGGUUUUUUUUUUAUACACAAGCUACAGUAUAUUAUAGAGUAGAGAAAGAGCAAAGCUCUCGAGGUUUGGGAAAACCUUGAAGAGCAGAUGAUAAACAUCUGAACCCCCUGCCUUUACACCAUUACUUAGUAUAAAUGUAAUGAUUCCUGUUACAGAUCAGCAUGCCCUCUAAUCCAGGCAGUUUUUCUAAAAAAGAAAAUAAAGUCUUAUUAGGAAAGUUAACGCAGUUUCUAGUUUUAGGAAAUGUUGAUUCUAGGUACCCUAUUAAGUUGGGGUUUUCAGCUGAUUUGUUUCUUGGAUUCCCCCAAAUUUCUCUAUUUGUAGGUGAGGUUUUUCCUGUGAGGAAUAUGACAGAUAUCAUCUAGUUACUGUCUGGUGAUGGAAAUUACCUUAUGUGUGUUAUAUACAGGUGGUAGCCAAAGAAUCUUUAAAUUGGGAAAAGAAACUUUUCCUUUCAGUUCAAAGUUAAUUUUACUCUGGAUACUCAGAGUGUCAUGAGUUGUAUUAUGUAUGGUGUUCAGAGAUUUAGGUGUCUUGGAUACAGUAUUUUUUCUGAAAAUGAACUUUCUUUUUCUUUUGUGAUUUUUUAAAUGUUGCACCAGUUAUGCUUUAUGUAUUGUUACAUCUUCAUCCGAUUAAUGUAAUGUCUAGUUCAUUUCCAAUAAAUACAUUGCUACAGUU